AUGGCAUCCAUUGUGGUCCAUAAUUCGCUCAAACCCGGUGCACCAGUGCCUUUUGUGCCAAUCGAGGAGGGAAAGGUCUCUUGGUAUGCCUGUGGGCCGACCGUCUAUGACAUCGGCCAUUUGGGUCAUGCGCGGAACUAUGUCUCGACAGAUAUUAUCCGCCGUAUCAUGAUGCACUACUUCGGAUUGAAGGUCAACUUCGUCAUGAAUAUUACAGAUAUUGAUGAUAAGAUUAUCAUUAAAGCCCGCAGAAAGCGAUUGCUCGACCUAGAAAAGAAGAAACCCUACGGUACCAAGGAGAGUCAUAAACUUGGCCUGGAUGCAUUCCGUGCAUACGCGACGAGUAAUCUUCCCCUCCUAGAACCCUCGAACGACCCAGUGGAUGAAAACAACUACCAGGCGCGUAGGGAUGCGGCUUACAGCCGAGUCCUCGGAGGCGGCACCCUUUCGGGCGACGGUAAGCCAGGUGAUGCGGAGGCAAAGUUGAAAAUGCACAUUACAAACAUGGAUUCCGCGGCGCAGGCGCUUAAAGAUGGAAGAGUUUUCGAAGGUGCGGAGGAAAUUCUUCUUCCAUUCUUAGACUCUCUUUACAAAGAGACCAUCAACAUAAACGACCAGACUAUGUUCACGGACCUAACGCAAGCUAUGGAACGAGAGUUCAUGGCGGACAUGGAUGCUUUGAACGUUCUUCGACCGGACACCUUAACGCGAGUUACGGAGUAUCUGCCCGAAAUUGUCAGUUUCGUCGAACGACUGGUCCAGAAAGAAUAUGCAUACGAGGCGGAUGGUUCCGUAUAUUUUGAUAUCGCGGCAUUUGAAAAACGUGGCAACACCUAUGCUCGACUUCGUCCCGAAAGCAAGAAUGAUAAAACUUUGCAAGAGGAAGGUGAGGGCUCUUUGUCCAAGACAUUGGGUGGCAAGAGGGGUCCCGGGGACUUUGCGCUGUGGAAGAAGUCCAAGCCUGGUGAACCGUACUGGCCGAGCCCAUGGAGCAACGGCAGACCUGGUUGGCACAUCGAGUGCUCUGUCAUGGCUUCGGACAAGCUUGGGGAGCAGAUGGACAUUCACUCCGGUGGUAUUGAUCUGGCAUUCCCUCACCACGAUAAUGAGCUUGCUCAGAGCGAGGCAUAUCACCGGUGCGGUGACUGCGAGCACUCGUGGGUGAAAUACUUCCUUCAUAUCGGACACUUGAGCGUUUCUGGCGCAAAGAUGAGCAAGUCCCUUAAGAACUUCCAGUCAAUUCGUGAUGCGCUCGCAACAACGUAUUCUCCCCGUAACAUGAGAAUUGUGUUCUUGCUAGGUCGCUGGAAUGAUGGUGUUGAGAUUUCCCCCGAUAUGCGGAAGCACGCGGAUGGUUGGGAGGCUACACUUGAUAAUCUUUUCAUGAACAUUAAAGCCAGAUUGGCAGAUGUCGGAGCAGUAACUGACGGGGUCAACUCACUCUCGUUGACAGACGAGAAGCCCGAUAAUGAAUUGGCGAAGAAAUUGGAGCAAGCCAAGAAGGACUUGGACGCGGCUUUCCGCAACUCUUUUGAUACCCCGGCCUGCAUGCAGAUCAUCUCGAAGAUUGUUCGGGAUGCAAAUGUUUACAUGGGCGAAACAAGUGACUUGCGCACAGUGGAAUUGGUUGCCCGGUGGGUAACUAAGAUUGUUGGCAUCCUUGGUCUUGAUGCCGGGGCACAGCCCCCGUAUGAUGGACUUGGCUGGUCGUCCGCCUCCUCGAGGAUUGACAUCGACCCUCGGACCGCCGUUCAACCUUAUGCCUCAGUCUUCUCCCGUAUUGUAGGAGAGGUCCAGGCGCUCGGUGUGGCUGAGCAUUCGGUGCAGACUCUUCUUAACCAGUCACCGGAAACUGCCUUCGCAGAGCUUGAAAAGAAUGGAGAACUGGACCCAGAAACGCUUGCACUACCCUACGUCCGUGCCGUAUCACGCCUACGCGAUGAGUUGCGUCGUCUCAUCCCUUCCGAAUCCCUCGAGCCGAAGACGAAGUCAGCGAUCAUUGCGCUUGCUGACCGUAUUCGUGACUAUGACCUGACUGAUAUUGGUGUGCAGCUAGACGACCAGGUCGACAGGCCCAGUUUAAUCAAAUUUGUUCCAGCAGCCAAGCUAAUUGCAGCACGUAAUGAACGGGCUGCAUUGGCGGCAGAAAAGGCAAGCCAGAAAGAGAAAGCACGACUCGCAAGAGAAAAGGCCGAGGCAGAAAAGUGGGAAAAGGCUAAACUAUCUCCACAACUUAUGUUCAGGGAGGACAAGAAGUACCAGGAGUGGGAUAAUGAUGGCCUACCGACUAAACUGGCUGAUGGAAGCGAAGUGCCCAAGAGCCAACUUAAAAAAUUGAAGAAGGAAUGGGACAGACAAAAGAAGCUGAACGACGAAUAUGUUGCCAAGUUUGGCACCGGUGCAUAA
Messenger RNA from Aspergillus tanneri, 2406 nucleotides. Its product is annotated as cysteine--tRNA ligase. Lineage: Eukaryota; Fungi; Ascomycota; Eurotiomycetes; Eurotiales; Aspergillaceae. Gene Ontology annotation, molecular function: cysteine-tRNA ligase activity; ATP binding. The record is from RefSeq and is a predicted model, not a curated record. The coding region runs from base 1 to 2406 and encodes 801 amino acids. Gene Ontology annotation, cellular component: cytoplasm. Gene Ontology annotation, biological process: cysteinyl-tRNA aminoacylation. The transcript is spliced from 4 exons.